AUGAGCUGCAACGCUCCUUUGACCGGGAGGUGGACAAGUAUUUCGUGCCGGCGGGGUCCCGGGUUCCCUACUCGGGUUCCCUACUUGGCCUUUGCAGACAACAUGUUGAUCUUCGCCAGAUUUUCGAGUAAAGGUCUUGAUGCACUGGCUAAUAUCUUUGGGUACUACCAGUCUUGCUCCGGUCAGAAGAUUAAUGUAGGGAAGAGUUCAUUCCUUAUCUCGAAAUGGGCAACGGAGGAUCAGUGCGCAAUGGUGUCCUCGAAGUUGGGGUUUCAACGCCAGGGGUUUCCCUUCACCUACUUAGGGGCGCCCCUUAUGCGUGACCGGCCCACUUGUGUGGUGUUUGAUGCAGUGGUCGCAAAAUUGAGAGCAAGAUUGCUGCAUUGGAGUACACGGCUCCUAUCGCCCGGGGAAAAGUUGGUGCUCCUUCGACACGUCCUUACCUCGAUCCCUAUGUAUGUUCUGCAAGUGUUGCAACCUCCGAAGGCUGUUUUCGCUAAGUUGGAGAAAAUUUGUAACGCCUUCUUGUGGGACAAAUCGACUGAAACUAGGGGUAUUUACUGGAUGGCGUGGGAGAAACUCUAUUACCCCGUGGACGAGGGGGUUGGGGCUAAGGUCCUUCGAAAAUAUGAGCUUAGCCUUCCCUUGUGCAGCGGCCUUCUUGGUCAUGGCGACGACUGGAGAAGGCUAGGGGAUGAGCUGAAGAGCAAAUCCUCUGGUGUAUUGGGCAAGGAUUUAUCGACUUUUGGUCACCCCCCCGCAUAUGUUAGUGGCGGAAUUUUUGGCGAAGGCAAUUGGAAGAUUGAUAGGUUGAGAGAGUGGGUCCCUGCUUGGGUGAUUCAUCUGGUCCAAGAUAUCCACAUUUAUCCAGACCAGGAGAAUUGCAUGGUUUGGCUUGGCUCAACGACGAGAGAGUUUUCACUUAAAUCAGCGUGGGCCACAAUACGCCAGCACUGGGAACCGUCUCAGGUGGAUCGCAUGGUUUGGAAUGGCUUGGUCCCGUUGAAAGUUUCGUUCUUUGUCUGGCGUCUAGUACAUAAUCUGAUCCCUCUGGAGGGGCGAUUCAGUAUCCUUCAAUCAACAUUCUCUUUUGUCUCGUCCUUACUGCUUGCAUGGUUUUACUCUAGCUCGGGAGGGACGAUACAACACAUUAGGGUAGUGGUUCCGUUACUUGUGCUCUGGCGCCUGUGGAAAGCUAGAAAUAAUGCUCGGUUUGACAGCUCUAGAUUUGAGGCUACUACAGUGAUAGUAAUGGUAGAACAAGUGAUGGUCUCAUGGAAACGUCCCCCACCACAUACCUUCAAAUUGAAUACGAAUGCCAGUGUGGUCCACGGGAGGGCAACCGGGGGUGGCGUCCUCAGAAAUUCCAGUGGUCGGCUAAUGUUCGCCUUUUACAAGGAAUUUGGUGACAAGGAGGUCCUAGUCGCAGAGAACUUGGCAGUACUUCAUGGUCUUCAGUUAUGCAGGGACCGGCAAAUCCAGUCGCUCCUAGUAGAAGUGGACUCCCAGGCAUUGGUCCAGUUGAUCCACUCAGCGAGGGUGUCGAAGUGGCCUUUAUGCAACACGUUGCACCAGAUACGGCACCUUUUAGCCUCGUUGUCAUCUUCUGUAUCCCACAUCUUUCGGGAGGCCAACUCUUCCUCAGAUAGGCUGGCAAAUUGGAGGCGGGGAAUGGAUUGGUUCUGCACGUCUCCGCAGCAGCUGUCAAGUGAGGUAGGGCAACUCUUCUACUGGACGCUAGGGAGGUCCCGUCGGUAUGACAGCACUAUGUCAAUCGGUAGCGUCUUAAGGGUUUUGCUAUAG
Messenger RNA from Coffea arabica (coffee), 1803 nucleotides. NCBI's taxonomy places the organism in Eukaryota, Viridiplantae, Streptophyta, Magnoliopsida, Gentianales, Rubiaceae. The record is from RefSeq and is a predicted model, not a curated record.